AUGUGUGUGUGUGUGUGUGUGUGUGUGUGUAUGUGUGUGUGUGUGUGUGUGUGUAUGUAUAGUGCUGCCCUGUUAAAUUUAUUGCUUCAUUGUAGUAUUUGUAAAAAUUCGGCUUCUUUUGAUUGCUUGAGCAAGAAUGGCUGUGUUGCGUGUGUGUGUGUGUGUGUGUGUGUAUGUAUGUAUGUGUGUGUUACACUGUUCAAACAAGUGAAUAAUAAAAUAAUCUUUAGAAUUGAAGACAUCUCCUAG
Messenger RNA from Brugia malayi, 249 nucleotides. RefSeq lists its product as uncharacterized. Lineage: Eukaryota; Metazoa; Nematoda; Chromadorea; Rhabditida; Onchocercidae. The transcript is spliced from 2 exons. Bases 1 to 249 code for a protein of 82 amino acids. The record is from RefSeq and is a predicted model, not a curated record.